This is a messenger RNA of Malania oleifera, 1651 nucleotides long. Its product is annotated as vesicle-associated protein 1-2-like. Gene Ontology annotation, biological process: endoplasmic reticulum membrane organization. Gene Ontology annotation, cellular component: plasma membrane; endoplasmic reticulum membrane. The record is from RefSeq and is a predicted model, not a curated record. Lineage: Eukaryota; Viridiplantae; Streptophyta; Magnoliopsida; Santalales; Ximeniaceae. The transcript has 9 exons. Bases 210 to 1238 code for a protein of 342 amino acids.
AGGCGGAGACUACAACAAACGUUUCCACCCACCUUCUCCAUGCUUGACUUUCAAUUCUUGCUUCGCGCUGUUUCAGAUCAGCCAACCCCAACUCUCUCUCUCUCCCUCUCUCUCUCUCAACUCGUCACCGUGCGCGCCUUUGAUCUCCUUUUCUGAAACUCGGUUUUCGUCUGAGUUCUCCUAUUAGUUUGGCUCUCUUGUGAAGAACAAUGAUGAGUACGGGGCUCUUGGAGAUUCGACCUUAUGAACUCAAGUUCACAUUUGAGUUGAAGAAACAAAGUUCCUGCUCAGUUGAACUUGUCAAUAAGUCUGCUCAGUAUGUUGCAUUCAAGGUGAAAACUACAUCUCCAAAGAAGUAUUGUGUAAGACCCAACAUUGGCAUUAUUAAGCCGAAGUCAAGAUGCGAUUUUACAGUUACUAUGCAAGCUCAACGGUCUGCUCCAUCUGAUUUGCAGUGCAAAGAUAAAUUUCUGAUUCAAAGCACAGUUGUUUCCUAUGGGACAACUGAAGAAGAUAUUACAUCUACCAUGUUUUCAAAAGAUAGCGGUAAUUGCAUUGAAGAGAGCAAGCUAAGAGUGGUCCUCGUUAGCCCGCCCAAUUCUCCUGUACUGCUACCUAUUAAUGGAAUGUCAAAACAAGAUCCAUCCUAUGAAGCUUCAACACAAAGAGAUAAAGUGCUGAGUGGAGUUGAAAACUUUCCGCCACCACAAAUGGUGGCUAUGGAUGUGGAGGGGUUUAACAGUGCUGAGGGUAUGGAGGACUCGGAAGCAGUUAAAAAUGUGGAGCUGAGACCAGCCAAAGAAGUGGACAUGAAACCAGACAAGGAUGUAGAGGGGUUGAAAUUAAAGGGAUUCAGCAGUUCUGAGGGUAUGGAGGAAUUGGGAACAGUUAAGAAUGUGGUGCUGAGACCAGCUAAAGACAUGGAUGGGAAACCAGACAUGGAUGGGAAACCAGACAAGGAUGUAGAGGAGUUGAAAUUGAAGUUAGCAGAAGAUAUUAAGGAGUUGAAUUCAAAACUAAGUGCAAUGGAAUCAAAGCUAAGUGAGGCUGAACUUACCAUAACAAAGCUAACAGUGGAAAAAAGCUCAGCCAUUCAGCAGAGGAAAACAGUUGAGCAAGAACUAGCAGUGUUGAGGAGGAAGACUGAUGUAAGAAUAGUUCAGGCGGGUUUCCCUUUUCUGUUUGUUUGUAUGGUCGCACUAAUUGGCCUCGCAGUUGGAUAUCUUUCACACCCUUAAGCCCGCGAGACAUGAGGCACAAUACAAGUCGGUAACUGCGUGAAAAUUUGGAAGUUAUGAUUUCUGUAUCCUCCUUUCGGGUCAGAUGCAGGAGGAUCCCAUAUUAUGUUUAUUACUGCAGCUUUGUACCAGAAUUGUUGAUGCGCCAAGUAGAUCCAACGAGGGAAAAAAAAAAAAUAGAGCAUGUAAAGAUGACUAUUUUGAUUUUCCUUGAAGAAAGAAGAGAAAUCGUGUAAUGUGGCUCCAACCCUGCUGCAUAGGAACCAUUACAAAUUGUAUUGGCAGCGGGUCCAUGUUGAAUGGAAUUAUUGGAUAGUAACCUUAGGAACUUGUAAAAUUAGAUGUGCAUUUAGAUUUUGUUUGGAUUAAGGAUUUUGUUUAAGACAAAAAUUAAUAAAGAAAUUUAUUGUCUA